AUGGAGUCCCUAACGAAAAAAGAGCUGCUAAGUGACUCGACUGGUUUGCCGUUUAUUGAUAGAGCGUGGGAUGAACCUGAUGAUGAUGCCGAUACUGCAGCACCAGGACCUUGA
This is a messenger RNA of Phytophthora nicotianae INRA-310, 114 nucleotides long. RefSeq lists its product as hypothetical. The transcript has 2 exons. Bases 1 to 114 code for a protein of 37 amino acids. The record is from RefSeq and is a predicted model, not a curated record. NCBI's taxonomy places the organism in Eukaryota, Oomycota, Peronosporomycetes, Peronosporales, Peronosporaceae.